Molecule: messenger RNA, 3255 nt
Organism: Tuber melanosporum (Perigord truffle)
Lineage: Eukaryota; Fungi; Ascomycota; Pezizomycetes; Pezizales; Tuberaceae
Exons: 7
Coding region: 83-3145 (1020 amino acids)
Biological process (GO): mitotic chromosome condensation
Cellular component (GO): condensin complex; condensed chromosome
Source: RefSeq, a predicted model, not a curated record
AAACAAACGAAAACCGUCUUGCACCUCAUACCCCUCCAACCUUGAAAUCCACUUAGAGUAAGUCGCCUUAAUUAUUAUUUCAAUGCCUGCUCGAGUAGCUGGCUCACGAUCUGCUCGUACGCGAGCCCCACGAAAACGAGCCCCCGCCGCCGCCGAGGAAACUCCAGCUACCACAUCUCCAGCACUUGAACCUAGCCCACCACCAGCAACUUAUACUCCGCUUCAAGAUGCCAUUGCAACUAUAUUUCAAUCGGCCCAGAAGACUACAGCUGGUCACAGGAAAUUGGCAAUUACGAUGCGGUCUAUUUGGGAACAGUGUGCAGCAGGCACUGGGUCCCUGGGCACGUCCAUCGGUGGGGGAAGGGUUGGAGAAAAGGCCUUUGUCAAAGGAUUCACUAGUUUCCUUAAUAGGGUUCUUGUGACCAAGAAAAGUGAGGUUGUGGGAGAUAGAUGCUUGAGAUUCAUAGACUUAUUCGUGAGGGGGCUGCUUGAUAAAGACGGUGAAGAUGAGCAAAUGAUAGAAGGUGAAGAAGGGGCUGUUGAAGAAACACCUGCAAUUCGCUUCGUUCUUCGAUUCAUCUUUUACCUCUUGCCGUUGAUAUCUUCGAGAGAGAAAACGGUCCGAUAUCGUACCACACAGCUUCUCUCGCUUUCAUUGGCCAACGCAUUACCAGAAUUUCCUUAUGACUACUCUACAAAGUCGAACGCUAUAUUCAAGCAAUUGAGAUCCGAGCUCUUGAAGCGCAUCAAGGAUAAAGAAACUCCUGUUCGAGUUCAGGCAGUAGUCGGCGUGAUAAAAUUACUAGAAAUGGGUGUUGGAACGGGUGAGGAUGAUAGUGAGGGCGGUGACGAGGAGGGGGAUGGUAAUGUGUUGGCUGCUUUGAUUGAAACUAUGCAAAAUGAUCCCAGCGCAGAUGUUCGGCGUACAAUUUUGUAUAAUAUCAACCCUACCCCCGAGACACUUCCUUACCUCCUUGAACGAACCCGUGAUACCGAUCCAGUAACCCGCCGUUCGGUUUUCACGCGCCUCCUUCCCGGCCUUGGCGAUUUCCGUCACCUUUCUAUUGGGAUGCGUGAAAAGCUGCUUCGAUGGGGUCUUAAUGACCGUGAUGAGUCUGUCCGUGAAGCUGCAAGACGUAUGUUCAACUACCGCUGGCUUGAAGAUGUCGAUGGCGAUGUAAUCGAAAUCCUUGAGCGCUUGGAUGUUACUAGCGACGGCCCUCAAGGCGGAGUUAAGGAACUCGCGUUGAGAGGCUUCUGGGAGGAGAGGAAGGACUUUGUUGAGAAAAUUACCUUCGGCGAUGAAUUUUGGGAAGAUCUUACAGCAGAGUCUGCAUUUCUGGCUCGGAGUUACAACGAUUACUGCAGAGAUCUUCCGAGUGCUCAGAGAGAGGCAGGGGAAAUUGACGAAAAAAUGCCUGAGGUUACAAAGCUAGCACUUCACCUCCAAAAAUAUCUGAAUAAGCUUGUUGUCGCCCUAGAGAGCGAAGAUGCGGAAGCAGCUACUUGGGAAUUUGUUGCCGAGCAACUUCUGAUGAUUGCUUCGAGGAUGGACUAUGGAGAUGAAAUUGGACGGAGAAAGAUGUUUGCCCUGCUUCGCGAGAGUCUCGCCAUACCUGAAUUACCUGAAGGCGUUACUAAAUUGAUAACUGAAUGUCUUGCUAAACUUAGUAUGGGCGAGGGCGAUUUUUGCAUGUUAAUCUUGGAGGUCAUUGCAGAGGUACAUGAUCGAAUCGCCGACGAUGAAGACGAGGCUGGGGCUGCCGACGAAAGCUUUCAUUCAGCGAAGAGCGACGUCAGUGAUGAUGGCAUUGAGGAUGCUAUCACUGUCAGGGUGCCUUCUGUAAAAGCUACUGUGAAGGAGCUCAUGAUUAACCUAAAGUGCCUUCACAUUGCUCAAUGUAUGCUUGAAAAUGUGUCGGGAAGUUUGAAGAAGAAUACCCAUCUUGUAACCAUGUUGAAUGGUCUAGUUGUUCCUGCUGUGCGGAGUCAUGAGGCACCGGUAAGGGAACGUGGACUUAGAUGCUUGGGGUUGAGUUGUCUUUUAGACAAGACACUUGCUGAAGAGAAUCUUACUCUCUUCGCUCAUUGCUUCAACAGGGGCCACGAGGCACUGCAAAUAGAAGCGCUUCAUAUCAUGUCGGAUAUUUUGGUUACCCAUGGCUCCGCGAUCUUUGAGGGAGAUAGCUGCGAAGUGGAGCAAAGGGUUCUCUACAGAAUGUUUGCAAAAGCAUUGAAAUUUGACGAAGUACCAGAGGUACAGGCUACUGCUACAGAAGUGGUCUGCAAAUUGAUGCUUGCACAGGUCAUCAAAGACGAAGAGGUAAAGCUCCAAUUGCUACUCAAAGUACUUGUAGUCGCGUAUUUCGAUUCGGCAACGGUAGAUAACCAAAGCCUUCGUCAAAUCCUAACAUACUUCCUACCAGUCUACUGCCACUCCCGCCCUGAAAAUCAAACAAGAAUGCAGAAGAUAACGGUAAACACUAUUCACCAACUGCUCCUGAUCCGUGAGAAUCUGGGCGAAGAGGAAGAAAUGGUCUCAAUCACCACUACAGCCUCACAGAUGGUCGACUGGACCGACCCCCGCAAGAAUGUUGGCGGGGGGGUUCAGGCAGGUCGCGGCGGCAUCGAAGAAAGGAUUGUCGACCCAAAUGUGCACGUUGACCUCGCCAUAGAUACCUUGGAACGCGUCAGUAGCAGCAGCUGCAACAAGGAGGAGAAAAAAGUGCUAUGCACAAUGCUCGGAAAGCUUUAUAUACCAGCUGAAGCCACUCCCGAAAAGCUCAGGGAGUUGUAUGAUCUUGUCGCCCAGGCGAUCGGGGAUAAAGUUGCCACGGAUGCGCCAUCCAGGAAUGCACUCAAUAAGCUGGAGCUUUCGUUAGGGAAGAUUGUCAGUGAGCUGGAGCGGGACGGUGCAACGGAGGCUACAGGAGACGAGCUGGCAGCUACAGGAGACGAAACGGAGGCUGUAGCUGGCGAGGCGACUGCAGGAGAGGCCUCGGAUGACGAGGAGGGGGAUGAUACUAUUGUCAUGACGAGGCCUCCGAGGGUAGAUGAUCUCGCGAGCGAGACUGGCAGGGAGACAAGCGCCGUCCCUUCGAUGGAAGCGGAGGAGCAAGAAGGUGGUGAUGAGGACGAAGAGUAGCACGCUUCACUCUUCGAAAUCUUCUACGUUAUGGGUCUUCUCGGCGAUGUAUGAGUAAAAACGAGUCACUGUUAGUUUUAUGAUAAUGAUAUUUUGAGAUGUUAUCGGCA